UGAGUGUCCAUGUCAGGAGUCACCCUAGCCUCUGUGAACUCUUUGCUAGCUACUCCGUAUUGAUCAAUGCUAUAGUCUUGCAGCACACGAAGACCGGAGAACGCCGAAAGUCCAUUGGCUUUAUAAACAACAGCCCGUCAAGAGUCGAGCUCCCCCUUCACGCCAAUCCCAAACUGAGGAGUGUUUGGCGCCGGUCUAUUCAGCUUAGCCACCGAUUCAAUAUACACCAAAGCCUCGUUCAAGGGCGCUACCGGCUCUGAGAGCGAUAUUACGAUGGACUUGAUAGGUUCUUGCAAGGAUGGUCAAUUUUAGUCUUUUUUGUCAUUCGCAUCAAGACAGUUGUUCACGGAACCAUGCAUUCCCUGCUAGAUUCGCCAAUCAAGGCCCGGUUUGUCCAAGGAGAUAAGGACAGAUGAUACAUGCAGGAAACGGCUAGGAGAUUAGCCGCACUCCCAGCUUGGGUCAGAGAAGCAAGGGCAAGGGGGGUUCCUGAUUUUGACGGACUCAAGGGAGCGUGGGGGAAAAGUGAACCAAUUCCAAGGUGCCUUGAGCAGCAAGGGCUCAUGUCUGUCUAUGCCCACAGAUGGGGCCAAAAAGGAAAUCCCGAAACAAGAGGCUUGAACACGCCCUGGGAUACGAGGCGCGGCCAAAACAAAAUUGGCACAAUUUGGAGAUAUUUUUGUUGCUCAGGCAAUGAUGAAUAAUUAAAGCAGGUGAUGCACCUGGAGCAGGGUAACAAUGCA
This is a messenger RNA of Aspergillus uvarum CBS 121591, 743 nucleotides long. RefSeq lists its product as uncharacterized. Lineage: Eukaryota; Fungi; Ascomycota; Eurotiomycetes; Eurotiales; Aspergillaceae. The transcript has a single exon. Bases 420 to 704 code for a protein of 94 amino acids. The record is from RefSeq and is a predicted model, not a curated record.